Messenger RNA from Haemonchus placei, 606 nucleotides. Lineage: Eukaryota; Metazoa; Nematoda; Chromadorea; Rhabditida; Trichostrongylidae. The record is from the annotation of a GenBank genome assembly.
AUGCUUUUGCAGAGCCAUGAAUCGCUUCUCCAGGACAUCGUAGCACAUUUGGAGAAUCAAAAAGUGAUUGUCGAACGCAGCGCACAAUGUCGACAGUACAUAGAGAGCAACACAGCAAUGAGCCUUAACCUUUUGACGCAACGUGCUCAAGAGCUUCUCGAAACACUUCGCCGAGCCCCACCACUUUACGAAACUGCGGCACCGGAGGAGUAUGAUGUCGAUGCUGCUGCUGACGUACUUGCUGCACUUUAUCCGGAUACGCAUCCCUACAGUGUACUCGCGGAACACGGAUUCGAAGGUAUUGGAUCGGAUACGGAUUCAAAGAGUGAAUUAGAAUCGAUCGGUGGAUCGUCUUCCGGAUUGCUCUCCCCCUUACCAGAGACAAGCACGGGCCUUGUGGCCCCAUCACAAUUCCAUCGUCAGAGGUCGCGAUGGAGACGGGUUUUACGCACAGCACUACCUCUUCAGGCAAUGCUGGUUCUGCUGUUGGGAGCAGCGUGUCUAGUUCCACACUGCGAUGAUGAGUAUUGCUGUCAACUGUUGAACAAUUUCGCAAGAAGCUUUGAUCCUUCUCUCGAGUUUAUUAAUGGACCUCCGCCUUUCUAG